UAUAUUGAGAAAUUUGAAAGAUUUUGUCAAAUUGUGCAAAUCAGAGUGUUUUAGUCUUAAUCCCCCUCCAACCUCCUCUCCUUUUUUUUCCUGGAAGAAAGCUAAGUUUAGAUGUUUAAACAUAAAACUUCAUUCUAUGACUCUUGAAAAUCUGGGUUCAAAGUGUUUGAAAAUUAAAACAGUGGCUGUAACUGCAUGUUUUAUAGCAUUGAGGUAGUUAUACUUUGAAAUUGUUUCAGAAAACAAGGCAAAUUAUUUGUAUUUUAUUUAUUUUUAUUUUAUUUUUAUAACUUUUAUUUAUUUAUUUAUUUAUUUAUUUAUUUAUUUAUUUAUUUAUUUAUUUAGAGAGGGGAGAAGGCCACCAGAAGAGAGAGAGAGAAUCUCAAGCAGGCUCCAUGCUCAGCGCAGAGCCUGACCUGGGGCUCAAUCUCAGGACCCUGCAAUCAUGACUUGAGCCAAAAUCAAGAGUCGGACACUUAACCAACUGAGCCACCCAGGCGCCCCUUAAACAAGAGAGAGAACAAUCAGGGGGAGCUGUGGAGGAAGAGGAAGAAGCAGGCUCACCACCGAGCCGGGAGCCAGAUAUGGGGACUCCCACCAAAGCUGGCUCAUAUGAGCUCUUCCUGGAAGUGUGCAGUCCUGAAGACAGGCUGGGCAGCCAGUGGCCUAGGGAUUUUGGAAUGAUCUCUAAUGAGUCAGGUGUUGGGGUCCCUGAGGAAAUUUUCCAGUGCAUCCUGGCUGUCUCAGCAUUUCUCAGCAGAACCCAUUGAGAAGAAGGAAGAGAACAACAUGAAGAAGAAGGAGCAGCUAAAGGAGCGCCUCAGUGCCUGGGACUGUCCUCAUGGCCCAGUUGGUUUACACAACAUUGGACAGACCUGCUGCCUUAACUCCCUGAUUCAGGUAUUAAUUAUGAAUGUGGGCUUCACCAAGAUAUUGAAGAGGAUAACAGUACCAAGGGGAACAGAAGAGCAGAGGAGAAGUGUCCCCUUCCAGUUGCUCUUGCUACUGGAGAGGAUGCAGGACAGCCGGCAGAAAGCAGUGCAACCUAUGGAGCUUGCCUACUGUCUCCAGAAGUACAAUGUUCCAAUGUUUGUCCAGCAUGAUGCUGCUCAACUCUACCUCACAGUCUGGAACCUAAUUAAGGACCAAAUCACAGAUGUGGACUUGGUAGAGAGGCUGCAGGCCCUGUAUACAAUCCAGGUGAAGGAGUCCUUGGUUUGCCUUGAAUGUACUGUGGAGAAGAGCAGAAACAGUAGCAUGUUGACCCUCCCCCUUCCUCUUUUUGAUAUGGACUCAAAACCCCUGAAAACACUGGAGGAUGCCCUUCGAUGUUUCUUCCAGCCCAAGGAGUUAUCAGGCAAAAGCAAAUGCUUCUGUGAAAAAUGUGGAAAGAAGACUUGUGGGAAACAGGUCUUGAAGCUGACCCAUUUGCCCCAGACCUUGACAAUCCACCUCUUGCGGUUCUCCAUCAGGAAUUCUCAGACAGAAAAGAUCUGCCACUCACUCGAUUUCCCCCAGAGCUUGGAUUUAAGUCAGGUCCUGAUUGAAGAAGAUCUCUGCAAUGCUGAGGAACAACUUGGAAGACAGUACGAGCUCUUUGCUGUGGUUGCCCAUGUGGGGGCAGCUGAUUUUGGUCAUUACUGUGCCUAUAUCCAGAAUUCUGUGGAUGGAAAAUGGUUCUGCUUCAACGAUUCCAGUGUUUCUUGGGUAUCCUGGGAAGACAUCCAGUGUACUUAUGGAAAUCAUAACUACCGCUGGAGAGAAACUGCUUAUCUUCUGGUUUACAUGAAGAUUGAGUCCUAAGGGAUGUUCCCUAAACCUUCAGAGACUGACAAAGUUUCAUUUUCCUUUCUAUCCCUGGAUCUGCUGACUCUUGCAAGAGAUUUUGCAGUGAGAAGAAGCCUCAUUUUCAAAUUGUGUAGUUAAACUAUAUAUAAUAAGGGGUAAUUAUUGAAAUAUCUUGAUCAGUCAGAAUAUGGCCAUAUGGCUGGGGCAGGGACCUGAGUGCUCCCCGCUGUGGAAGACAUUAAUUCUUUAGUUAGGGGAGUGCGGGAGCCCAGAUGUUCCUGGGGGAGGAGAAAACAGGCCAACAAUGGUAGUGGGAGGCAUUCAGGUGGCAAGGAGCAUUGGUAGGGAAGUAUUUCAGUAUUUUAGCCAGUAUGAUGGUAUGGUAUGUACUGGCAGAAUAUGAUUUUUGUUUAUAAUUUAAAACAACUUUAGAACCCAUAUCAGUUCUGUAAAAGUCAAGUGUUUUGUCACUGUUAUUCAUUUAUGUGACAAAUAUGUAUUGAUCACCUACUCUCCAUAAGAUAGUGUGGUAGGCACCAUCGUGAAUAAAGUUCUUUUUCUCAAAA
Mirounga angustirostris (Northern elephant seal) is the source of this 2354-nucleotide messenger RNA. It is a transcript of the gene USP18, whose product is annotated as ubiquitin specific peptidase 18. The record is from RefSeq and is a predicted model, not a curated record. Gene Ontology annotation, biological process: protein deubiquitination. The transcript is spliced from 12 exons. Gene Ontology annotation, molecular function: cysteine-type deubiquitinase activity. Gene Ontology annotation, cellular component: nucleus; cytosol. NCBI's taxonomy places the organism in Eukaryota, Metazoa, Chordata, Mammalia, Carnivora, Phocidae. Bases 691 to 1803 code for a protein of 370 amino acids.